This is a messenger RNA of Chelonoidis abingdonii (Abingdon island giant tortoise), 2955 nucleotides long. RefSeq names its product potassium voltage-gated channel subfamily H member 1 (gene KCNH1). The record is from RefSeq and is a predicted model, not a curated record. Lineage: Eukaryota; Metazoa; Chordata; Testudines; Testudinidae. Gene Ontology annotation, molecular function: delayed rectifier potassium channel activity. Gene Ontology annotation, cellular component: plasma membrane; voltage-gated potassium channel complex. Gene Ontology annotation, biological process: potassium ion transmembrane transport; regulation of membrane potential.
AUGACUGUGGCUGGGGGAAGGAGAGGGCUGGUGGCUCCUCAGAACACCUUUCUGGAGAACAUUGUGCGGAGAUCUAAUGAUACUAAUUUUGUCUUGGGUAAUGCCCAGAUAGUGGAUUGGCCCAUUGUAUACAGCAAUGAUGGAUUUUGCAAGCUAUCAGGAUAUCACAGAGCAGAAGUUAUGCAAAAAAGCAGCACCUGCAGUUUUAUGUAUGGGGAGCUGACAGACAAAGACACAAUUGACAAGGUGCGACAAACGUUUGAGAACUACGAAAUGAAUUCCUUUGAAAUCUUGAUGUACAAAAAGAACAGGACACCUGUCUGGUUCUUUGUGAAAAUUGCUCCGAUUCGAAAUGAACAGGAUAAAGUGGUUUUAUUUCUUUGCACUUUCAGCGACAUAACAGCUUUCAAACAGCCCAUUGAGGAUGAUUCGUGUAAAGGCUGGGGGAAGUUUGCUCGCUUGACACGAGCCCUCACAAGCAGCCGGGGCGUCUUGCAGCAGCUUGCUCCAAGCGUGCAGAAAGGAGAGAACGUUCACAAGCAUUCUCGACUUGCCGAGGUACUGCAGCUGGGCUCUGAAAUCCUUCCACAGUACAAACAAGAGGCACCAAAGACUCCACCACAUAUCAUUUUACAUUAUUGUGUUUUCAAGACCACCUGGGACUGGAUCAUCCUGAUUUUAACCUUCUACACUGCUAUUCUGGUCCCUUACAAUGUCUCCUUUAAAACCAAACAGAACAACGUGGCCUGGCUGGUAGUAGAUAGUAUUGUAGAUGUCAUUUUUUUAGUAGACAUUGUGCUUAAUUUCCAUACCACUUUUGUCGGGCCGGCUGGAGAGGUGAUCUCAGACCCAAAGCUGAUCCGCAUGAAUUACUUGAAGACCUGGUUUGUGAUUGAUCUGCUUUCAUGCUUGCCAUACGACGUCAUCAAUGCAUUUGAGAAUGUCGAUGAGGUUAGUAUACCAGGCUCAUUUCCAGGGCUUUAUUUUUUUUCUUUUAAUAUUCCUGGGACGUUAGAGGGAAAGCAGCAAAGAGGAAUCAGUAGCCUGUUCAGUUCACUGAAAGUCGUCCGACUUCUUCGGCUGGGUCGUGUGGCUCGGAAGUUGGAUCAUUACAUUGAGUAUGGAGCAGCUGUCUUGGUUCUGCUGGUGUGUGUGUUUGGUCUGGCAGCUCACUGGUUGGCUUGCAUUUGGUACAGCAUUGGAGAUUAUGAAGUUAUCAAUGAGGAUACAAACACAAUCCGAACGGAGAGUUGGCUCUACCAGCUGGGGGAGUCCAUAGGAACGCCUUAUCGGUUUAACACGACGGGUUCGGGGAAAUGGGAAGGGGGGCCAAGCAAGGAUUCUGUUUAUAUCUCCUCGUUGUACUUCACAAUGACUAGCCUCACCAGUGUUGGAUUUGGGAACAUUGCCCCCACUACAGAUGGAGAGAAGAUCUUUGCAGUUGCUAUGAUGAUGAUUGGCUCACUUCUGUAUGCAACCAUUUUUGGUAAUGUGACAACCAUCUUUCAGCAAAUGUAUGCUAACACAAACCGGUACCAUGAAAUGCUGAACAGCGUCCGGGACUUCCUUAAACUCUACCAAGUGCCCAAAGGUCUGAGCGAACGUGUGAUGGACUAUAUCGUUUCCACUUGGUCAAUGUCCAGGGGGAUAGAUACUGAAAAGGUUUUACAGAUCUGCCCUAAGGAUAUGCGAGCAGACAUCUGUGUGCAUCUGAACCGCAAAGUUUUCAAGGAGCACCCAGCAUUCAGACUGGCUAGCGAUGGGUGCCUUCGAGCCCUGGCCAUGGAAUUUCAGACUGUACACUGUGCCCCCGGGGAUCUGAUCUACCAUGCUGGCGAGAGUGUGGACAGCCUUUGCUUUGUGGUUUCAGGGUCUUUGGAAGUAAUCCAGGACGAUGAAGUUGUUGCUAUUUUGGGCAAAGGAGAUGUUUUUGGCGAUGUGUUCUGGAAAGAAGCUACCCUUGCUCAGUCCUGUGCUAAUGUAAGAGCCUUGACUUACUGUGACCUUCAUGUGAUUAAAAGGGAUGCCUUACAGAAAGUGCUGGAGUUCUAUACAGCUUUUUCUCACUCCUUCUCCAGGAACCUCAUCUUAACCUACAACUUGAGAAAAAGGAUUGUGUUCCGGAAGAUCAGUGAUGUCAAACGUGAAGAAGAAGAGAGGAUGAAAAGGAAGAAUGAAGCGCCUCUGAUUCUACCACCAGACCACCCGGUCCGUCGGCUGUUUCAAAGAUUCAGGCAACAGAAAGAAGCUCGGCUAGCGGCAGAAAGGGGGAGGGAUCCAGAUGACCUGGAUGUGGAAAAGGGCAACAUUCUUGCAGAGCACUCUCACACUAUUGUGAAAGCUAGUAUCGUAACGGUCAGGGAGAGCCCUGCAACCCCUGGUUCGUACCAGUCUGCUUCAACAUCCGGUGUGCCUGAUCAUGCCAAAUUGCAGGCCCCUACGUCAGACUAUGCAGGGUGCAAAGUGUCCGGUGACUACCCAAGACGCAAAGGCUGGGCCAAAUUCAAAGAUGCUUGCGGAAAGGGGGAAGACUGGAACAAAGUAUCCAAAGCAGAAUCCAUGGAGACUUUACCAGAAAGAACUAAAACUUCAGGAGAGACUACACUGAAGAAGACAGACUCUUGUGACAGUGGCAUUACAAAAAGUGACUUGCGCUUGGAUAAUGUUGGGGAGACAAGGAGCCCUCAGGACCGAAGUCCUGUCCUUGCAGAGGUCAAGCAUUCUUUUUACCCUAUCCCAGAACAGACUCUUCAGGCUACCAUGCUGGAAGUAAAACAUGAGCUGAAAGAGGACAUCAAGGCUUUAAACACAAAAAUGAGCAGUAUAGAAAAACAGCUUGCGGAGAUACUAAGGAUAUUAACCUCAAGAAGAAGCUCUCAGUCACCAGAGGAGCUGUUUGAAAUAUCAAGGCCUCAGUCUCCAGAAUCAGAAAAGGACAUUUUUGGAGCAAGCUGA